Molecule: messenger RNA, 1620 nt
Organism: Fusarium musae
Lineage: Eukaryota; Fungi; Ascomycota; Sordariomycetes; Hypocreales; Nectriaceae
Exons: 3
Coding region: 1-1620 (539 amino acids)
Biological process (GO): proteolysis
Molecular function (GO): metallocarboxypeptidase activity; zinc ion binding
Source: RefSeq, a predicted model, not a curated record
AUGGCUAAACGAAUUAUUACCGUCGCGGCCCUCGUAUCCGUUGUCGCAGGACAGUCUGGUGGCAUUCAGAGAGGUCUCCAAUAUGGCGAGAACUGGGCACCUACCACCAAAGACUCCGACCUCGUCUCGACCAACUUCCCCGACGUCAACAUUACGCUCCGAUCACCUGCGUUUCUGAACCCUGAGAAGGUCCCUGCUCGGUUCUCAAACGGCACCGAGGGACCUACUGACGAUAUUGAACUCGAUUACUUUAUUCGCAAUCUGGCUCAGAAGCAUGACUGGAUGUCCUAUGAAUCGGCAGCUUUUCAAUCCGAAGAAGGACGCGCCAUUCCAUAUGUCUUCCUGUCCCUGCCAAACACCAACUCGAGCAAUGAUAAGCUUCGCAUCUAUCUCCAAGCUGCAAUCCACGGUAAUGAGCCCGCUGCUGAUGAGUCCGUCCUUGCGUUCCUUGGUAAGAUGGAUGCCGAACCGGCGUGGGCAAAGUCGAUCUUGGAGAAGAUGGACAUCAAGAUCCUUCCUCGAUAUAAUGUCGACGGUGUUGCAUACUUCCAGAGACAGUUGGCAUCAAAUCUCGAUCCCAACCGAGAACAUCUGAAGCUUAUGCGCGGCCAGUCAAGGGAGAUCAAGCGAAUCGUCAGUGAAUGGAACCCUCACAUAGCGCUCGACAUGCACGAGUUCACUGUGCCUACAAUAUACGGAGGCCACUACCAACACGGCGCCGACUCUCUGCUGUCGGGUGGCAUCAACCCCAACAUUCAUCCCAAAAUCCGAGAGCAACUCCUCGACUUCUUCAUCCCAGCUGUCGGGGAGAAGCUUCAGUCUCAUGGCCUGAGGUGGGAGCCAUAUGUGACUGGGCCUUCCAACCGCACAGAAGGUUCGCGCAUUCGCUUCACUGAAGCUGUGACGGAGGCGCGCACUGGCCGCAAUGCAGUCGGACUGACACAAACGAUUUCAUUUUUGCUUGAGAUGCGAGGUAUUCGUAUUGCCAAUCAACAUUUCCAACGUCGUGUUGCGACUGCUCUCAUCAAAAUCCAGACCAUUCUCGAGUUAGCGAGGGAUAACGCUGAGAAAGUCAAGUCGGUUGUUGAAGAUGCUCGUGAUGAGUUCAUCAACAGCGAUGAAGAUAUCGUCAUCACCGAUUCAUAUGUCCCAGAGAACAGAACAUUUACCAUGGUCGACACUCGCAAUGGUAGUGUCGUUCAAGUGCCCAUUGACUUCCAGCGCACUACCCCAUCGAUCGCCAAUCUCACCAGGCCCCGACCUGAAGCUUAUGUUAUUCCACGAACUUGGUCUGACGUUGCCGAGAAGCUCGAAAUCUUGGGCCUGAAAGUGGAAAGGAUGAACUACGAGUUUCGACGGACCUUGGAAACCUUGACGAUUGAGUCGUCGGUUGUUGAGCCAGAGCUGUAUGAAGGCACGUAUCUCAACACGGUCACCACCAACUCAACUAGUCGAGAAGUUGUGCUGCCGGUCGGAAGCUACUACGUUAGCACGAGGCAACAGAAUGCGGCUUUGGCAUUCAUUGCUCUCGAGCCGGAGAAUAUUGAUAGCUAUGUCAAGUUUAACAUCAUUCCUGUUGAGGUGGGGAUGGAGUAUCCUGUAUUUAGAAUUCCGCGGUAA